Messenger RNA from Babesia ovata, 2877 nucleotides. RefSeq lists its product as uncharacterized. The transcript is spliced from 4 exons. The record is from RefSeq and is a predicted model, not a curated record. NCBI's taxonomy places the organism in Eukaryota, Apicomplexa, Aconoidasida, Piroplasmida, Babesiidae. The coding region runs from base 1 to 2877 and encodes 958 amino acids.
AUGGCAACGGACUGGGGAGCAUCCCAGGCUUACGAUGCCGAUCUACCACGGCAAUGUCGGCACAUCGAGUACAUAGAGGCCAACCUUCUCAAGAAAGUGUUGAUGCUUGAACAGAUGGAGGUUGUGAACGCUAGCAACCAUCGCUGCUUCAUCCCGACGUGCCAAGGCGGCGACCUGAACGAUCUGAAGGUCUUCUUCAACAUGGGCACACCGCCUAUGAACACAUAUCACCCCAUCAACUACAUCGGCAUCGGCCUGCACUACGACGACACUGUGGAUACCUCCGGGUGGUACACCGCCUACGUGCCUCUGCACCUCAAGUGCUUCAACAACGACCUGUACGCGUUGAAGCACACGUUGAUUCGGUUGAUUGGCUCUGGAAAAUUCUGGUUGCCGAGGGACAAGCACACGGACCGGGCUACACAAGGGAGCCAAAAUGACUCUAGCAGCUCGGCGCCGGAACUACCGUCCGGCGCUGCGGGAGCCCAUUCCGCCGUAGGCAUGGAUGGACCGCAAUAUCACGCGCAACAAGGAAUCAAAAACACGCAGGAUGAUGCGACGAUUGAUAGCAAGACCAGCACCCAAGCUACCUCGGAUGACAUCAGCUCGCCAGUUGUGAAUCUCUUUGACACUACGGAUAUUGAUAUCGGUGGUGAUGAUACUAACGUCUUUAUGCCGGCGUGUACGCCGCUUGGGGUGACCGAUCCCAACCGGUACAUCUUUGUUACACCUUCGUGCAUGUACGCUACGUUGCCGGAGCUGGCAUCGGUGUUAACGUUCGAGGGACUGCAAGUCAGCCUACGCAUGGUGAUUCAGGUCGUGGUUAAACCACGGUCAUACAUCGCGGCGGGAGCUAGCGUGCAAAACCUCAAAAACAACUUCGACUGCUGCUUCCCAAACGAUGCCAUUGAAUGGUAUGUCGAUGACGUUGAAAACGUCAUUCCACAGCGCCUGUUGGCGCGGAUACUGAGGAAGGAAGAAGGGGUCGUGCGUCAUGAAUCUUGCGACUCGCCAAUAAAGCCCCCGCAAGAAAUCACGGCACCGCAGGUCCACGGAGUGAACCUCAUCACGGUGAUGCCAUCGACAAACGUCCUAUUUGCAUGCGAGAAUAAUUUCCUGGCGAUGCGCGGGGCUUACUCCAGCGUAGGCGGCACGGAGGAUGCCGUAACGUUUCUCGAUGCCACCUCCCCUAAAGCGAACACAGCGUCAGUGUCAGGAAGUACUACCCCUAUUCGCGCCACAUCAUCGGUCCAAAAGGUGCAAGACACCGCUAAACAAGGCGACCCAAGCCCCAAGAGAGCUGCCACAGCAGGCAACACGGGUGAUGGGUCCACAGAACAUGGCGCCCCGUUAUUAGCGCUCAAACUAAAAUGGACAGAGCACAACAACCGAGUGGUGUACUACCUCAAAUCUAUCAUAGGCUCAAAGUUUUUGGAGUGGGACUCUGAGCUUAAGAUAUGGCGCAUCAACGCCGCGUUCCUCUACGAAUGCGUGAAGUACGCCAUCUUCUUAGGGUUGAGGGUUUGUGACAGGGUUUUGUAUGCGCUGUGGUCGUGGCUGAGGUCAAUCGAUAUGAGGGCCAUCGGCGAUGUCUUCUCCAAGGUGCACCUGAUCGACUGGCUCGGCACCAACAAGAUAUGGCAGUUCCAGCGAGUCUCGGUGCGGGUGACACCGGGGUUUAACCCUGCCGUGCACCGAGACACAGACAACGGAGCCACGCCUGCUGUGCAGGCCAUGUCACGAGAAAACGCAGAGACGGUGGAAAUAAAGCUGCUGCCCUUUAACAAGGACAUUGUCACCAAGUUCAAGGAACGCAAUGCAGCAACUGGAUCAAGCUCAACGUACGUGUGGGACAAGGAGUCGGGCAGCUGGUUAACGGGAAGACUCUUAUCAGCCCUGGAGGACCUUUUGGCAGUGCUUCCGCACCUCCGUGAAUCUAACCUUGGUGACACCUUCCUGUCGUCUCGCGGCAUAAACCUACGUGACAUCAAUCGUGAACAAAAGAAACGACAGUUCCCAGGCCAGAUUUCUGUGCCCCUAAAGCGGCCAAACGCAACACCCGGUGACGACAGCGACAGCGAAUCGGAGUUCGCCACCGUGACCAAACUGCUAAUAACGGCAGCGGGAAAGGAACCGCACCUAAUGCGCAUCCGCGACAAGAUACGCCGUGUCGUAGAGAACGUGGCGCCGCCGACAUCGAGCAUUUCGGCAUCGGGAAAGGUGAUCUCGGGAGGUGCCGGCACAGGUGGCAUCGAGUUUGUGGAGGCCCCGCGAGGAUGCGAAUGGUGGAACAAGGUAUCGCUGUGUGUGGUUCCUGACGAGCAGGACGGAGAAAUACCCGUCGACCCGUACGACCCCCAACUGCUCGCAAGCCUCAUCGGCGAGGUAUACCUCGUGAAGGAGGGUGCGCUGGACUACCUGCUUGCCAACUUCAAGCGUUGGCCGGGUCCGCACGACGCGGUAGGGUACUCCCGUUGGACGUCAGUGAUGACUCGCCAUGAGCCAAACUGCUGGGGCGGGUUAACCUUUGACGGGCGCCAGAACCUCGCGCAGUCACGGCUGUUCUGCGACGAAGACUUCUUCGUCUCCGGCACCAAUGAGAACAGGGAUGCUGCGCUCUGCCGGCUGCUCAUCCAGCUGGGCAGUGGGAAGAUAGUCACCAGUGCUCGGGACGCGGAAUACGUGAUCAUCACCGAUCGCACAUCGCAGGAGGCUUUAGAGCUGCAACGCCAGUUCGGGGCUAAUGACGAGGACCUCAUAGCGAAGACCCACGGAGCUCGCCACUCUACCCUCGUCACCCCCAAGUUUAUAUACGACUGCAUCCUCGGAUGGCGACUGCAGCGACCCACGCGGUCACACGGCCAUAUGGCAUUUUGA